CAACAAACGCAAUGAAUUUGCAUUGAAUUGAAUGGCAAUUAAAUUACUGUUCAAACAAAAGCCACAGGAAUUGACGGAUCAGUUGAUUAUCAUUAGUCUUAAGCACUGAAUCCAUGGACACAAUCGAUAGCAAAAUGAGCGCUGAAUUGGGCGAAGAAGAGGCGAAUUCAGUGGAGAAUCGAGUGAUAGAUCUGUUGAACAGCUCGAUGUACUCGACCUCCGAGUCGGAAAAGGUGUCAAAUCUGGUGAAAGUGCAGGAACUGGUACUUCAUAACGAUCUGUUGGACAACUUCUUGGACGAGAUCCUGGGCUUCCAGAAUGACAGGGAUGUGGAAGUGAGACGUUUUGUGGUGGGCUUUGUGGAGAACGCCUGCAAAAAGGAUUCCGAUUACUUCCCGAAAGUGAUUAUGAACUUAAAGGUGAUGUUCGCCGACGACAGCCCUAAUGUCGUGAAGAAAGCCAUACAAACAGCCAAUCAGUUGUACAAAGUGUUCAUCAAAUGGGUGUCGAAGGCGAAGGUCACUGAUUUGGUUGAGUCCACGUAUGAGGUGUGGCUUCAGAUCAAAGAGCAUUUGUUCGCUCUGUUGGACACCGCAGACAACGACGGCAUCCGCACCCAAGUCAUCAAAUUCAUGGAAAUGAUUGUCAUCUGCCAGACACCCAAAGACCAGUUCAGUACUGGCGAUGAGUUCAAUGUGGACCACAUGUCGGCCAAUGAGUUGAUGGAUGUGUCCGCUCUGGAGGAAGAGGCCAAACAGGUCUUCGAGUCGCUGAUCAUAUUUCACGGAACGCCUCACAUAUCGAGCGUCAACUUAAUGGCAACGAUGCAGACGCUGACACUCGUCGCCAGACAGCGAUCGCAACUGUUCUUCUCGAAAGUGAUCCAAGCGUUGGAAGCACUUCACGCCAACCUUCCGCCCACUUUAGCCAAGUCUCAGGUGAACUCCGUUCGCAAACAACUCAAACUUCAGCUCUUGAUUCUCCUGAAACACCCGAUCGCGUCGGCGUCGCCUCCCUUUCAGAGCCAAAUCAGUCAACUGUUGACAGAUUUAGGCGCCUCUCAGUCGGAGAUCAAUAAGUGUCUCAAUGAGAACCGGAAGCGAGCCAUUAAGUUGGAGCCCAAAGACACUGAAGUGAAACGAAUCAAAUUAGAGGCCGACGACGAGGAGGACGACAACGAACCGGUUGUUCCGCCCGCGAAGAUCUCCAGAAAUGAGGCCAACACUGCCAUUGAUAUAACUGCCGAAGACAUUAUCCCGCGUUUGAAUGUUAUAUCGAAUGUCAGUGAUUUAGUUCUGGUAUCGAUGCUAUCGCUGCCCGACUCUAUGCCCGACCACUUCCAGGCCUCGUACACACCAGUGGCCGCCGCCGGCACCGCCUCUCAAAUCAAACAUUUGGCUCGACUUCUGGCUUCCCAAUUGACGGCCGCCGGACUCGGAAAAGGUGUGGAGGAAAUGGUGGACAAAAUGACGAACUCAUCGAAAAAGCAAUUGAGUGCCGAACAGAACAUCGAACAGAACCAGAAGAUAGCGAUAGUCAUCGGACAGACCAUCGCUCAGGAGUUGAAAAAACAAGAGCAACAACAGCAACAACACCAGCAAAAAGUACGGCUCCAGCAGUCGGGCAAACAGUUGAGUGGAAGCGUACGAAUAAAACAAUUAAAUUUGGCUGAAAUUACUAAACCAUUGAACGAAGAGACCAAAAGCCGAAUGGCUUUGGAGGCAAUCAAUAGGAUUCUGAAAGACGACAAAAAAGUCUUUUUCUCGACCUCUCAGUUGGAAACGAGAGUUAAGUUAUUAGCGAUGCUUUCGUGUGAAUAUCACGACUCAUCUAAUAUCGAGUCUCUAAUCAAAAGCUAUGCCUUCGAAGACAUCAGGAAUAGACAUGAAAUCAUAUUUAGUACUCUCUAUAAUGAGUUUGUUUUGGCCAAAAAACGCGGCAAUGAUUUCACUCACUAUUCCCAGUAUUUGUUGAAAACACUUCAGGAUCUGAUGACUAAAACAGAACUCAAAGAUCGCGACCACUUUCUCACUAAGUUCUACAUCGAGUGUCCGCUACUCACCGAUCAAUCCAUUGAAUUACUCAAACAUUUUAUUUUAAAUGACAAUUUGUAUGCUUUGAGUGUUAGUACAGGUAUUAACAUAUUGAAGGACUUGAUUGAAAAGAAGCGAAAGCAAAGCGUUAGCUUAUUAUCUCUUUUACUGGAUUUGUGUCUCCAGUCAGAGAUGUCGGACGUUAGGACACAAUCUGUGAAAACUGCAAAGAGUUUACACGAAUCACAAGAUGACAAUAGUAUUAGACUUCCUAUAGAAGAGUUUGCUCUCAAGACGUUGAGGUAUUUACUGGAAGCCAAACCCCCGGCCCUUAUAGACAAAGAGAAUGUCGGCGUUUGGAGCGAUGAUAUCAUUAAGUUAUGUCUCGUUUUAUAUUUGAGUCUUUUGCCAACGAAUCACAAACUUAUACACGACUUAGCGGUCGUGUAUGUCGGCACCAGUGCUGACACUAAACGCAUUAUAUUAAGAGUACUCGAAGGCCCUGUCAAAGGCAUGGGAAUGAAUUCACCCGAACUAUUACUUCUGGUCGAGAACUGUCCAAAAGGUGCCGAAACACUAGUGACUAGAAUUAUACACGUAUUGACUGACAAACAGCCGCCGAGUGCUGAAUUGGUUUCAAGAGUCAGAGAUUUGUACCAUAAAAGAGUUCCAGACGUGAGGUUUUUGAUCCCAGUUCUUAACGGCUUAUCCAAAGGUGAAGUCAUAGCAGCGCUGCCCAAACUCAUCAAAUUGAAUCCCAUUGUCGUCAAAGAAGUGUUCAAUCGUCUACUUGGAGCCCACGUGGAGUCGGGCACUAAUUUUCAGAGUCCGUUAAGUCCGGCAGAACUACUCGUGGCCUUACAUACAAUCGACACAACAAAAUGUGAGAUUAAGACUAUAAUAAAGGCCACGAACUUGUGUUUCGCUGAGACCAACAUCUAUACGGCAGAGGUAUUGGCAAUUGUGAUGCAACUGCUGAUGGAAAACAAUCCAUUGCCCACUUUACUCAUGCGGACAGUCAUUCAGAGUCUGUCUCAAUACCCGCGCCUAAUUGGCUUUGUUAUGAAUAUAUUGCAGCGAUUGAUACUAAAGCAGGUCUGGAAACAGAAAAGAGUUUGGGAGGGAUUCAUAAAGUGCUGCCAAAGAACUAAACCCCAAAGUUUUCAAGUGUUACUCCAACUCCCGGCUCCUCAACUCAAAGCAGUGUUUGUGUCGAGUCCUGACUUACAGCCGGCUCUUCAACAACACGCCGAGACAUUCACAGACCACCAGCGCUCACAUAUACCUCAACAGAUUUUAGACAUUAUUUUCCAAUCCACUGAUACAACCAAUGAGUCACAACCUAAUGAAACAGUCCCCGAGACUCCCAAUCAAGAGCCAGAGUCACUCAGUGAACAGAUAUCUACAUAAGAACAACCCAUUUUCACGACUAAAGCCCAUGUCUUCCACAUUGACCCGCAAACCAAGAGGUCAUGGAUUCCCGCGAGUUCUCAAGCGGUUAACGUUAGCUUCUUCUAUGACUCCAACAGAAACUUAUAUCGGAUUAUAAGUGUUGAAUCAACUAAGUUUAUCGAGAAAUUCCAAGAAGUGAAGGAAGCGACCAGAAGUGCGGCUCAACAUAAGGCUCAGUACUCUAACGGCACAAUCGGCUCACAACAUGUCACGAAUGCCAACCAAAACGCUAAUAACCGGGACUCCAAUCAGAACAACGAUUUGGCAAACGAUGAUAUGAUAGUUAAGGGCCCUAACAGUCAAUUAUGUGUCGACCCAUCAGUUAGCGUAACACUUCCUAUCCAUACCAAUGAACACAAAGGCUCUCUCGUCGCUCACCAAAGAAGUCAGAGUCUGUCCGGACUUCAGGCCAACAAAUUAUUGACAGAGAGCCCCAAAUAUGGUCAAAAGGAUAAGCAGUCAAUGGGAUCGGCAUCACUGCCACAGUCCUCGGCGGAGGCACAACUCAGAUAUGAAAACGAUAGACUCAAACUAGCACUCGCACAGAGUUCAACAAAUGCUAAGAAAUGGGAAAUAGAGUUACAAACUCUUAAAAGUAAUAACACGCGACUGACUAAUGCUCUUCAGGAGUCAACGGCUAAUGUAGAGGAAUGGAAACGACAGUUACAGACAUUGAAAGAGGAGAACAAUAAAAUGAGACAUAAAGUGAUAGAACUGGAGGCCAGUAAUGGAAAUCCAGAAGCGAUGGCAGAACUCCGCAAAGAGAUGGGAAGCUUGAGGUCGAGAGCUGAACAUCUGGACUCAGAGGUGCGACAAAAGGAUAAAGAAAUGGAACAAAUGAAGAAACGUCUGGACGAUCAAAGCCACAUAUAUAGCACUUCCCAUAAAGUGGAGGACAAACUUAAGGCUUUACUCCAUGAGAACGAGAAUCUUCGGACUCAAUUGAAUCGAUUACACGAUCAAAACGAUAACAACAAGAUUACAGACAAAGCCCGACAAGGAUUUCUGGAACAACUGAACAAACGUUUAGCUCAAAACAUUCAAGAACUCCGAUGUAUUCAACAAGAAUUCGCCGCUUUGUUGAACACUUCCUGA
Molecule: messenger RNA, 4580 nt
Organism: Oppiella nova
Lineage: Eukaryota; Metazoa; Arthropoda; Arachnida; Sarcoptiformes; Oppiidae
Source: the annotation of a GenBank genome assembly